Molecule: messenger RNA, 1825 nt
Organism: Chaetomium fimeti
Lineage: Eukaryota; Fungi; Ascomycota; Sordariomycetes; Sordariales; Chaetomiaceae
Exons: 2
Coding region: 102-1808 (568 amino acids)
Biological process (GO): positive regulation of transcription by RNA polymerase II
Molecular function (GO): DNA-binding transcription factor activity, RNA polymerase II-specific
Source: RefSeq, a predicted model, not a curated record
GCCGCCACAGACCUCGACAAGGAAACGAACCCUGCUUCGUUCUCCAUUCAUUCGCAGACCAAACAACAACACAAGUCCUCCUACAGGGUGCGAAGUACACAAUGUCUGAAAUGCAUUCCUGGACACGCGCAGCGUCGCCAAACAUCAAGUUUGAGGGCUCGCCCGCCGAGUCUCUCCUUUCGACCCCUGACGAGAUGUAUCCCUCUCUGUUCGGCGAGACCCCUGCGCCGACAUCAACGGUCAACCCUCUCGAGAUGAUGUCGCCGGAGUCCAUCUCUGACGACAACCAACACGACCUGACCAUGCUCGCCGGCCUCAAAGCGUUCGCGCAACCUUCUCUCAGUCAGUCCGCGGCCUCGGUCGACGGCACCCCUGAGCCCGAGAAGAAGCAGGUCAAGAAGAGGAAGUCAUGGGGUCAAGUACUUCCGGAGCCAAAGACCAACCUCCCUCCAAGGAAACGCGCCAAGACCGAAGACGAGAAGGAACAACGGCGGGUCGAGCGUGUCCUCCGCAACCGUCGCGCCGCCCAGUCGUCGCGUGAGCGGAAGCGCCUGGAGGUUGAGGGUCUUGAACAAAGAAACAAGGAGCUUGAGACGGCGCUCCUCCAAGCACAGCAAAUGAACCUCCGACUCAUCGAGGAGCUCCAGACGUUCCAAAGCACGGGCGGCGGCAGGACCUCGCCAUCAUUUGAAGGCCUCCGCCAACCCCCCGUCACAUUCUCACAGCAACUCUUCAACUCACAAGACGGCCCCACAAUGGGUAGCGCCGGUUCGCUGGAACAAAUGUUCCAGUCCAUCCCAUCCACCACCAACAAAACCGUGAACCCCGCAUCACUGUCCCCUUCCCUCAGCCCCGUCGCUGAAGAGGCGGACGAGGAGUGCGAACCGACAACAGCCGCUACUCCUGUUGCGGAUGCCCCUACCAUGGCCGAGGCCAAUGCUUCCCCCGACGCGACACAACAUCCUGCUGAGAUGUUGUGCCUGGACCUGCAGUGUCGGUCGGCGGAAGCACCACCCUCGGCGUGGCAACGGGCAUCGCAGCAACAACUACACCCAACACAAGCGUUCCUCCUCCAGCUCCAGUUCCUGCUAGCCUCCACCUCGGCGAUGCUUUCUGUAUGCCAGAGGCCCUUGACGCAGAUCGCUAUCUCAUUGAAAGCGGGCUUCUCUCUUCACCCAACUCAACCGAUUAUGAAUACGAUCAUCUGGCUAGUGACGACACCGCAUCGUUCCCAUUCGCGAACGACUUCGACAUCAACGAGUUCAUCACCGACAGCGAGCUCAACGGCGCGCCCAGCAACGAGCAGCAGCCGCAGCACCUCUACGGCAGCUCCGUCGCAGACUCGUCGCUCCUCAACCCUGAGACUCCGAACCCUUCGGAAGAUCCUUACCUGCAGCCCCACUCUGGCGCGUCCCUUGAUGGAUGCGACGAUGGCGGUCUUGCGGUUGGUGUCAACUGAGGGAUUCUCGGUCGACCGGGUUUCAGGAGCCGACCAGUCGGCGGCGGCAGCAGCUAACGGAGAGUCGCAGCAGCAGUUGCCCCGUCGCGGGCCAGUCAGUUGGCCGAACGAAGCCAAGCUCCCGUCGAAGGAGGUCCUGCUCACACUCUUGUGGGUCCUCAGAGUCGAAGAGCGGAGACUUCAAAUCCGCGAACAAGUCAAGACUUCGUCGAAACCCGGGGCGUCCGGUGUCCCCAAGACAACCCAGCCAGCAAUAAACAAGACAACCUACGUCUUGAACGUAUCAUCGCGUAAGCGAAGUGGGGAAGAAGAGAGUCGAGUCGCCUCCCUCAAGAGACGACGCUUUUAAUAAACGAUCUGUAUGAA